AUGUUCGGCCCCUUUAGAUCGACGCUAGCUGCCUGCGGAGGUUAUCUCUGGAAGAAGGCACCUCGUCUUUCGCCUCCCCAAAAGUACCGCUUGAGACAGAGAAUGAAGCUUGUUGACAGAAACAUCGAGGUCUUGUACCAGUCGCUCAAAUUGACAGGUCAGGACCUGACUGGAUACAAGAAAAUCGACUACCUCAAAUUCGAUUUUCCCAAAGAGUCGGAAAUGGAGCCUAGAGACAAGUACUCCACCUUCAACAGAAAGGCCAAGGAUUAUAGAAGAAGCUUGCAUCUUGAGCCUAAAUGGACCAAGAGAUCGUUCCGUGUCAAUCCUAAGUACUUCUAG
This is a messenger RNA of Australozyma saopauloensis, 342 nucleotides long. Its product is annotated as mitochondrial 54S ribosomal protein mL60. Gene Ontology annotation, cellular component: mitochondrial large ribosomal subunit. The transcript has a single exon. The record is from RefSeq and is a predicted model, not a curated record. NCBI's taxonomy places the organism in Eukaryota, Fungi, Ascomycota, Pichiomycetes, Serinales, Metschnikowiaceae. Gene Ontology annotation, molecular function: structural constituent of ribosome. Bases 1 to 342 code for a protein of 113 amino acids.